AUGCUGCCCGACCGAGGCUUUACGCUGGCGCACCAAAAGGUCGCGCUAGAGCUUGCUUUUCGUGGUGUGGCUGCUGGGUAUACGGAGCUUACCAUUAACCCCACAUCUGCGGCGCUGCGGCACAUUUACCUCAAUGCGCGCCGUGCAAAAAUAGCGCGCGUCGAUUGCAACGGCCACCAAGCUUCGUUUGAAUACUUGGACACGCUUGCGUCGCAUGCUAUGACAGAUGUACAUGCGUAUCCACACGUAAAGCGUGCGAUAUACUCGUCUAUGAGCCAGAUGGCGCAAGGAGAGCUGUGCAUUCAGCUUCCCGACGCCGUGCGCCCAGAAGUGCUUCACGGCGAGCAGGGCGGCGAAGAGGGGUUUGCGCCGAUCGUCGUCCAUAUUGACUACAUGGUGGACGAUGUGCACGAAGCGAUGCAAACCGUGCUUCCGACUAACGAUGCGCCUUAUCGCGUGCCCCACAUGUAUACGCGUCCCACUGGGCCGGACAGUGCGCGGUGUUGGGUUCCUUGUGUAGAUACGCUCUGGGAUCGGUGUACUUGGGAGCUCGAAUUUGUCGUGCCGCGACGCAUCGAUACGACAGAUGAUGCGCUGCGCACCGCAGCGCUUGAUCCAGACGAGGAAGAGGAGGAAGAGGCGCGUGGGACGCAAGUCUACGUCAUCUGCUCGGGCGAACUUACCGAGCACGCCGUACACCCUCACAACCCCGAAAAGUCUAUCUUUUACUAUACGCAGGCAGUCGCGACCUCUGUGCAGCACAUUGCAUUUUGCGCGGGGCCGUUUGUCCUGGAACGCAUUUCGCCCAAGAACACAGAUGCGGACACAUGCGAAGUGCUCGCAUUUUGUUUGCCGGAGCAUGAGCAUGAGCUGCGCAAUACAGUUGGCUUCACAUGGCAAGCCAUCGAGUACAUAUCGAGCGAGUACGGCUCGUUUCCGUUCAACUCGUUCAAGAUGGUGUUUGUGGACAAUACGCUGGUCGAUUGCAAUACGGCCUCGACGCUGGCCGUGUGCUCCAGUGAUUUGCUGCAUCCUGCUUCGGUGAUCGAUCAAGCAUUUGAGAACCGCCAUAUUUUGAGCAAUGCCGUCGCGUUCCAGUGGGUGGGGAUCAACAUUAUUCAAAAGACGUGGGCAGAUACAUGGCUAAUUCAUGGCCUUAGCCAGCACCUCGCCUCCAUGUUCCUCCGGCGCUUGCUUGGGAAUAAUGAUUACCGCUUUCGCAUGAAGAAAGACUGCGAUCGUCUGUGUGCAUGGGACAUUGGGAUGCCGCCGCUGUACCAGGUGGGGCGAGACGAGCCGCCGGACGAGCAGCUGCUUCCAUUUUUCAAUUUAAAGGCACCGCUCGUGCUCUACCUCUUGGACAGACGCCUGUGUAAAAUGGGCGCUUCUUUGGGUCUCGGACGUGUUAUCCCAAAAGUGUUCCUUCAAGCAAUCACAGGGGAAAUGAGCAACAUUGCGCUGGGCACGCACGGAUUCUUGCGCACUUGCAAAAAGGUGAGCGGCGCCGAUCUGCGCCUCUUUGUUGACCAAUGGAUCAAUGGCAGCGGAUGCCCCAGGUUCAUCUGCACUGCCACCUUCAACCGCAAGAAGCUCUUGAUAGAAAUGCAUGUGCGGCAGGAAUCGCCCGCGUACAUCUAUGCGCAGCAGUCACCCGAAAACGCGCUUCUGUCUAACCCAGUGCCGCUGUGGGAAGGGCAAAUGACUGUGCGGAUUCACGAGGCGGAUGGCACGCCGUACGAACACGUGUUAGAUAUCAAGAACGAGCACCAGCGCUACGACGUGCCUUUCAAUACAAAGUACAAACGUGUGCGCCGCAAUACCAAACGUUUUCAAGCGCGCCAAGCGGCGGCAGCAGCAGCAGCAGCAGGCGACGAAGACGCUGCAGAGGCCAUCGGCAUGAUCGACCUGGGCUUUGGACUGGGCAUGUGGGAAGACGAGGAAGAGCGCAAACGGUGGAAGGUCGCAGACUGGACCGAGGAGGACGAGGCAAUCAUGGCCACCGCACCGUACGAAUGGAUCCGGCUGGACGCCGAUUUUGAAUGGAUGGCACAAAUCCAAUUCGAGCAGCCAGACUACAUGUGGGUUUCGCAACUUCAGCGCGAUCGCGAUGUAGUUGCACAGCUCACUGCCGUCACUGCACUCAGCCAAAUGCCGAGCUUGAUUACAAGCAGUAUGCUUACGCGUACCGUGCUGGUGACCAAAUACUUUUAUCGGAUUCGUGCCGAAGCUGCACUCGGUCUUGCAAACUGUGCCCUUCCGCACUUGGAGCUCCUAGGCCUCUUCCACCUUUUGAUGCUCUUCCGCACAAGCUACUGCUUUGAUUUGCCGUAUGGGCCGGGCAACACUGCGCUUGAUGCACCGUGCAUUCCAAAGCCCAACGAUUACAGCGACAAGGCGGAUUACUUUGUGCGCCGCGCAUUGAUCCAUGCCAUCGCGCGUGUUCGCGACCAGCACGGAAAGGUGCUUCCAAUUGUACAGCGCUUCUUGAUCAACCUGUUGAAAUACAACGACAACUCCACGAACAAGUUUGUGGACGACUAUUAUGUCGCGAGCAUUAUUAAUGCGCUGGCAAGUGCACUGAUUCCUGCUGACAUCGGUACGCUUUCUGUGCGCACGCCAGGCGUAGACGAUGUGUACAGCGCCGAAGAAUUGGCAUUGCGCGAGAAAGCAGUGCAGGAGGUAGAGCGUCUCCAAGAGCUUGACAGACUCGUUCCUUCUUUCCACAAUGUCGUCUCGCUCGCGAGCAUGGAUUUCCAGCUUGCGCUUACGUUCGCAAACCUGCGUCCGAUUAAUUUGAACCUCUUUAUGGAAUAUACCCGCGAGGGCAACUUUACCCCUGUGCGCAUUGGCGCAUUCAACGCCUUGCUGUUGCUACAUGGCCUGCAGCACAAGGUUCUUGCGCGUUACUACUUUUCCGUGCUUACCUCCGAUGAAAACGACAGGGUCAAGUUACACAUCGCGCGCGGUCUCUGCGACGCACUCGCUGUGGCGAUCAGUACGGGAGAGUUAGGCUACUCAAAGCAGCGCACAGAGCCUCUGGAUGCGCUGCAGGAAGGCGAGAACGAAACACCAAUGGAUAUCGUGGGAAAGCAGGAUAUACUGCGCGCCGAAGAAGACGCAUUUUACGACAGCAUGAUCCGUUUCUUGCGCCGCGAGAUCGGGCGCUCUGCGUCUGUGCGGGAAGGAUUUCUAGCGGCGUUUAGCACUGCACGCGACCAGCCGCUAGUGCGAAGCGCCUUGUUGCACCUUGCAGAGCUCUUGUUCAAGCCAGCAGAAGAGUCUCGCUUGCCUGUUGAGCGAACAGCGCCCCAAGCAGCCGACGAAGUAAGUGGGCCAGCAGCUGUCGAGCAUACGGGAGCAAUGCGCAUCAAAUUGAUGAUCAAAAAUGCACCGCAGGCACCGGCGCCGCCCAAGAAUAAUGGCAAGGCGCAAGCACUCCGUGUCGUGCUUCCCAAAGCGCCUAAACCAAAAAAGGUCAACCCUGGCUUGGCGCUCGGCAUGACGUCGUCCGAUUUGACUGCGUGCAGGAAUUGCAUCAACAAAUUGCUGGAUAACCCUCACUGCGACCCAUUUAUUAGACCCGUCGAUCCUGUGCGGGACGAAGCGCCAGAUUACUUUGAGGUUAUCAAGGAGCCGAUGGACCUUAGCUCCGUCUCAAACAAACUCGAGUCGGGCCAGUACAAGGACCGCUUUGCGUUUAAGGACGAUGUGGAGCUUAUUUUCAAGAACGCGAAAACGUAUACGCCAGACCCGAAAGCUUGGAUUCACUACGAAGCCUCGCGCUCAGAAAGCACCUUUCGCCGUACAUGGAAUCGGAUUACGAAAACACUUGAGCUGGCUGCAGCGCGUGCGGCUGUGCGACAGGCCGAGCAGGAUGCGGAUGCCAAGACAAUGGACGAAGCCGAAGACGCUGCUGACGAUUCGCCAGACGAAGAAGCUGCGCCGAAACGCGUGCUGAAAAUAAAGGGCGGUGCGAAAGCAGAAGCAUCGGCGGAUGCGACCAAACGACGCACCAUCAAGCUAAGCAUUGGCGGAAAGCGAGCCACCGAGUCGCAAGACAUGCAAGAAACAGAGGUCAAGCGCCCCAAGGCCGACACGGCAAAAACAUUGACAUCGCCUGCCGCGGCGGCAGAGGCAGAGUCGGUUGCCACAGAUGUGCCGCUUGCAGGCGAGAUGGAUGUGCCGCUGCAAAUGAAAAAGGUGCGCGCUGUGUUACAGGCCAUCAAAAAGACCAAGGAAGCGGCUAUUUUCUUGCGUCCCAUCGACCCCGUCUUGGACGGUGCGCCGACGUACUACGACGAAAUAAAACACCCCAUGGAUCUCGGUACCAUGGAGCGCAAGCUGAAUGAGGGUGCUUACAAUGUCAUGGGUGACUUUGCUGCGGAUAUGCGGUGUAUGCUUGCCAACUGCCGCCAGUUCAAUCCCCCAGGCACGAUUCCCGCACAGAUGGAAGCGGCGGUGGCACGCAUUUGGCGUCGCGAAUGGAGUCGCGCAAUGGUACGCAAACUGGAUCACAAAGACAAGCGCGCAUUCCAGGCGAUGAUCAGUCGCUUGAAACAGCAGCCUAGCAGUGCGUUGUUCCUCUAUGCAGUCGACCCUGUCGCCCUCGGCAUUCCGCACUACUUUGACGUGGUGCCCAAGGAAAACGCGCGUGAUUUGACGCUCAUUGGCGAGAAAUUGCGCGCGGACAAGUACGAAAGCAUUGAUGCUCUUGACGCGGAUAUCCGACUUAUGCUUACGAAUGCGUACACCUUCAACGCACACGAUGCUCGUGUUGUUGAAGUGAUUCAAGCGUUUGAACGCGUGUACAACAGUGAAAUUCAUAGCUUGCAGCGGUCGGGCUUCGCGGGUGCAGAAGUGCCGGAACUAGAGGUGGCGGUGACGUACCCGGACAGCCCUUCUUCGUUGGUGAGCAACGGUAUGCUAAACAGGGUUGUGUUCUCGGUUGUAGAGGUCAACGAAGCUGGCCGAAACGCGGUCAUCGAAUCUAUUACGGGCGCAUUCCUUAACCCGUCCAAGAAGGAUGGCCAUAAGAGCCGUGUUUUGCGCAACCGACUUUCGUUGGCCAACCAGGGUGAGCCGAUGCAAAUUCCCUAUGAUUUCUACUCGGAAGUGAAGCCAGAAGAGGUCGAAAUCGAGUUUCGGUUUAACUUGGAGGAUGCGGAUGCCAAGAAGCACAAUGUCCUUGUGCACCAGGGUAUGGUCACGGUAGUUGAGCCAAAGCACUCGCUGCUCGACAUUGAACUCCUCCUCGUUUUUAUUCUCAUUGCCUCUGUGGUGGGUGGCAUCAUUUAUCUUAUUUAUCCCUCUGUGAUUGUACCGCUCCUCAAGCGUAACAAUUACCUCCCUCGCAAAGACUUUAGGCCGAAACCUGUAGCCAGGUCUUCCGGUGCUGAUAACAUUGAGGAAUGGCUGCCACAGAAGCAGAACAAGAAAAAGAAAUAG
This is a messenger RNA of Malassezia vespertilionis, 5445 nucleotides long. RefSeq lists its product as uncharacterized. Gene Ontology annotation, molecular function: protein binding; chromatin binding; transcription cis-regulatory region binding. The transcript is spliced from 5 exons. Gene Ontology annotation, biological process: transcription initiation at RNA polymerase II promoter. Gene Ontology annotation, cellular component: transcription factor TFIID complex. NCBI's taxonomy places the organism in Eukaryota, Fungi, Basidiomycota, Malasseziomycetes, Malasseziales, Malasseziaceae. Bases 1 to 5445 code for a protein of 1814 amino acids. The record is from RefSeq and is a predicted model, not a curated record.